AUGUCUAGUUCAAUCGACAAUUUUGAAUGGUUGGAGGACGCGAUAAAGGAUGGAUACAUUAACUCUUUUAACUAUAACCAAUUUUCUGAUGUCAAAGAGAUUGGAAAGGGCGGUUUUGGUAUUAUAGAAUCUGCCGAAUGGGGAAUCUUUGAAAGAAAGGUCGCGUUGAAACGUCUAAAAAAAGAAGUAUGUCAAUUAGACAAACCAUCUAUAAAAGAAUUCCUACGCGAGAUAAGAUUACUCAUGAAAGCUUCCCAUCAUCCAAACAUCAACAAAUUCUAUGGUGUAACGAAAGAUGAAAGUACAUUGAUAACCAAUUCAGCUUUUAAAGGAAUGCCAGGAUUUAUCGAGCCGCAGUGCUAUCUUGUGCCAGGAUACAAGAGAAACAAAAAAUCGGAUAUUUAUAGUUAUGGAGUUAUCUUAUGGGAGAUAUCGACUUGUCAAAUUCCAUUCCCAUUUUUCUCGCUUGAUCCAAUUAAAGGUACUCCUAAAAAAUUUACCGAACUUUAUAAAAGAUGUCAAGAAGUAAAUCCAGAUCAACGGCCAAAUAUCAAAGAAAUAAUUUCUACUCUAAAAGACCCUGACAUAAAUAUUAAAAAAGCGGGAUCUAUUUUAACUUAUCCCAAAAUACCAUUAACCCAAGAUUAUCAAACAGAUUCUACACCACAGGAGGGAAUAUAG
Acaulospora morrowiae is the source of this 681-nucleotide messenger RNA. Lineage: Eukaryota; Fungi; Glomeromycota; Glomeromycetes; Diversisporales; Acaulosporaceae. The record is from the annotation of a GenBank genome assembly.